AUGGAGAAUAAGAGCCUCAACAUGGUCAACUCGCGCAUGGUGCUGGUCUCGCCAGAGGCGCCCACGGAUGGCGACUAUGCGGCUAUGGAGGGGUCAUUGCCCACCAGUUCCACAACUGGACGGGCAACAGGUGAGACUCCUGCCACACUGCAGGCCUUGCCUUGUGACCGCCCUUUGUGCUCAAAUGUUCACACUUCCCGUGCUCUCAUUGUCUGCCUCUGCCUCGUGCCCAUGUCCCCUCCCCUCUCCCCCUCGUCCCCUCUCUCCAUCGCUCGCUCUCUCGCUCUUGCUCUUUCCCCCUCUCUCAUCUGCCCCUCGCAUUCUCUCCCUCAUUCCCUCUCCCCUUCUCCCCUUCGUCCCCUCUCUCCCUCACUCCCUCCGCCUCUCUCCCCUUCCCCCACCCCCCUUUUCCUCGACCCCUUGCCCCCUCUCUCUGGCGCGCCCCCGGACCAAGGCGCGCCCCCGGACCAAGGCGCGCCCCCGGACCAAGGCGCGCCCCCGGACCAAGGCGCGCCCCCGGACCAAGGCGCGCCCCCGGACCAAGGCGCGCCCCCGGACCAAGGCGCGCCCCCGGACCAAGGCGCGCCCCCGGACCAAGGCGCGCCCCCGGACCAAGGCGCGCCCCCGGACCAAGGCGCGCCCCCGGACCAAGGCGCGCCCCCGGACCAAGGCGCGCCCCCGGACCAAGGCGCGCCCCCGGACCAAGGCGCGCCCCCGGACCAAGGCGCGCCCCCGGACCAAGGCGCGCCCCCGGACCAAGGCGCGCCCCCGGACCAAGGCGCGCCCCCGGACCAAGGCGCGCCCCCGGACCAAGGCGCGCCCCCGGACCAAGGCGCGCCCCCGGACCAAGGCGCGCCCCCGGACCAAGGCGCGCCCCCGGACCAAGGCGCGCCCCGGCCAAGGCGCGCCCCCGGGCCAAGGCGCGCCCCCGGGACCAAGGCGCGCCCCCCAGACCAAGGCGCGCCCCCGGACCAAGGCGCGCCCCCGGACCAAGGCGCGCCCCCGGACCAAGGCGCGCCCCCGGACCAAGGCGCGCCCCCGGACCAAGGCGCGCCCCCGGACCAAGGCGCGCCCCCGGACCAAGGCGCGCCCCCGGACCAAGGCGCGCCCCCGGACCAAGGCGCGCCCCCGGACCAAGGCGCGCCCCCGGACCAAGGCGCGCCCCCGGACCAAGGCGCGCCCCCGGACCAAGGCGCGCCCCCGGACCAAGGCGCGCCCCCGGACCAAGGCGCGCCCCCGGACCAAGGCGCGCCCCCGGACCAAGGCGCGCCCCCGGACCAAGGCGCGCCCCCGGACCAAGGCGCGCCCCCGGACCAAGGCGCGCCCCCGGACCAAGGCGCGCCCCCGGAUGAAGCACCACCCGUGCUGGUGAUGACUUUGGUGCUUCCGGUGAUGGCGUUGGUUCUGCUGAUGGCGAUGGUGCAUGCGGUCCCUCUCGUGCUACUGUGGAUGGUGCUUACAACAAUCCCAUCGAUAUACUCCAAGAGCAUCACGCCAGCAGCAGCACAGCAGUGGCCCAUCCAACCCUGA
Messenger RNA from Closterium sp. Yama58-4, 1530 nucleotides. NCBI's taxonomy places the organism in Eukaryota, Viridiplantae, Streptophyta, Zygnematophyceae, Desmidiales, Closteriaceae. The record is from the annotation of a GenBank genome assembly.